Tetrahymena thermophila SB210 is the source of this 4145-nucleotide messenger RNA. Its product is annotated as anaphase-promoting complex, cyclosome, subunit 3. The record is from RefSeq and is a predicted model, not a curated record. Gene Ontology annotation, molecular function: protein binding. Lineage: Eukaryota; Ciliophora; Oligohymenophorea; Hymenostomatida; Tetrahymenidae. The transcript is spliced from 2 exons.
UGCAAACAAUAUUUUAUUUAUUACUUUUACAAUAUAUAUCAAGAAUCAUUUUUAUAAAAAAUUUAAAAACAAAAAUGAAUUCUUCAAUCAAUUUUAUCAAAUAUGAGUAAGGAUCAAGCAUUUAACAGCUUUUUAAUGUCUAAAAAGAAUAUUCAAUAGCUUAAAAGAUAAAUAUAAACAUUUAGAAUGAUUAAUCCUUAAUUUCUUAUGAUGAUCUUUAGAAUCAAAUAGAAAAUUUUUUUGAAGAUUAGUAGAAAAAUCUGUUAUAAAAUUAAAAAAGUUAAAAUAAUGACCAUUUCUAAAAUACGCUUAAUUAGUUUUAACUAGCUUAAGUUUAAUAUGUAUUGAAAAAUUAUGAAGCGUCACUAUAGACGUAUAAUAGGAAGGUAGAAGAGGAAUCAGUAACUUAUGAUUAAAAAGUGAAAGUAUAUAAUUAAGGUAUUACUUUAGUCUAACUUGGAAGAUUUUAAGAAGCAAUUUAAUGCUUUGAUUCCAUAAUUGAUUCAUAAGAUAUAGAAGAAAACUUAAAAGCAGCUACUUUUAAUGCAAAAAUAAUUGCCUAUAUCAAAUAAGAAGAAUUUGGUUAGGCAAUACAUAUUAUAAAUAAGAUUAAUUGUAUUGAACCACUAAGUAUAUAUCUGAAAAUAUUUUUUUUAAUAUAACAAUAAAAAUAUCAAUAGGCGAUUGAUUACUUUGAAAGUAUUUAAAUAGAGAUAUAAAGAGAUAAUGUCGUUUAUGCAUAGACAUAAAAUGCAAUAGGGAUUGCUCAUAUAUUCCUAAAUUAAAUAUAUCAAGCUGCAAGAAGUUUUGAAAAUGCUAUGAAAACAGAUGAUAAAGAAUAUAUUUACAAAACCAAUCUAAUUCAAUGUAAAUUAAAAUUGAGCUCAGAUAGAUAAACUUAUGAAGAAUGUCUCUCUUUAGCUCAAGAAUCAAAAUAAUAAGAAGGAAAACAAAGUAUAGAAAUGUUUUUUUUGUGUGGUAAACUAAAUUAAAAGCUAAACAACAAUGAUGAAGCUCUCAAAAAUUUUUAUUUCGCAUAAAAAUUAUUGGAUAACUCUAAUGAUUAGUAUUAAAUUAAUAGUAAAUCUUAUAGAGAUUAGGUAUAAAGUAUUCGAUUACUUCAAAUAAUUUAAAUAAAGUUGUAUAUUUUAUUUACAUGUAAAACUAUUUACAUUUAGAGUAAUGAUGCUUCAAUAAAAUAGUAAAUAUUUAAGGAAUUCUUAUAAACUUUUGAUUAAGCAAAAUAAAUAUUUAGUGAAAAUAAAAAUAGUAAUCAUAAAGAAAAUAUAGAAAUUUAUCAGCAUUAUUUCUACAGUAUGAUAUCGUUACUAUAUUUAGAUAAAUAAAAUUAUGAAAAUGCUUCAAAAAAUAUCGAAGAAGCAAUUAUAUAGAUUUAAAACUAACCUCAACAAAAUCAAAAACUCAAAGAUAAUUUUGAAUUGUAUAAUUUAAUUGCUGGAUAUGCUAAUUUUUAGCUUGCGAAUUAUUAAAAAGCUAUAAACUUUCUUGAGAUUAUAAAUAAGAGCGAAUACUAGUAACUCAAGCUUUAUUAUAGAUCAGAAAUUUGUAUAAAAACUGAAGAUUACACACAAGCUAUAAAAUUACUUGAGCAAAUAGUUACUAGUGAUCCUUUAAUCAACCUUAGAAAAAAGAUAUUACUAGGAAUAGCACAUAUUAUGUUAGAUGACUUUUAGAAGGCAUGGAACUUGUUAAUCCCUCUAAAAAAAGAGAUUUUAAAUAAAAUAGAGUACAAUUAAUUUGUAAAAGAUUCUUAAUUAAGGCACUACUUAUCUGUCCUUUACUUUAAAGCAAAUCUAUUCAAUAAAGCCUUGAAAACAAUUUUGAAAGAUUAUCAAUAAGAAAAUAACAACUAUAAAAGAUAAAUAAUACUUUUAGCUUAUUGCUAUGCUCAAGUUGGAGAUGACUAAUAAGCUUAUUAACAACUCCUAAAACUAUUAAAAAAAUUAUAAGAUACUAAAAAUGAAAGAGAAGGUUAAGAAGAUAUCUAAUCUUUAAGAGAAAACGAAGAAGAUUUCUAAGCAUUAAUUUUUUUGGCAGACUUUUUGUAUUAAUAUUUAAAGAAGGAAAAGCAAAGUGAAAUAAAUUGUGAUUAUAUAUAUAAGUUAGCAGCUUAAUUAAAUUAAGAUGCCUUAUAUUAUCAAGGGUUAUAUUUAUCUUAAAUAAAUAAACCAUAAAUUUCUAACUAAUGCUUAAGAUAAUACCUAGAUUAACCUCAAUCUUCUACAAGAUAUAUUCUAGUUUAGCAUAUCAUAGCAUUAAACUCCUUUUUUAGUUUAGAUUUAAAAUCUUUAAAUCAAUCUAUUUAUGAAAGCCGUCAAUUUGGCUUUAAUAAUUUUUUAGAUUUGCAUAAUUAUUAUACGAAUUCAAUUGAUUAAAGCUUGUUUAGAAAGUUAUUUGUUUUAUUUGAUCUUAUCAAAAAGAAAUAUAUAUAACAAGAUCAGAGCUUCAAUCCUUCAUUUUAAGAACCAUUUAUUCUUUUUAAUGUACUGCUUGAAGGUAAAUAAAGUAUCAAUAUACUGUUGAAUGAAUUUGAAUUAGCUUUUGAAUUGUUUUAAUUAUUUAAAUUAAAAAAUAAUUAACAGAGUAUAACAUUCUUUUAAGAUUAGAAUGUACCUUACAUUGGGAUAUAGAAUAGUGGAGAUGACUAAAUAUAGAGAAUAUUAAAUUUUAUGUAUAUGAAAAAAGUAAAUUUAGGAGAGAUUUACAUACAAUUUUUAAUGAAUGUUUUCCCUUACAGCUAUAUUCAUUAAAUAUUUCUAUAUUAUCAGCGCUUAAAUUCUAUCCUGUUGCAAAAUGAGAAUUCAAAAGGUUCAAAAGAUAUAUUAGAAGCAAAUAGGUGUUUUAUUAUGCUCUGCUUAAGAAUUCUGCAAACCAUUGAUUUAUUAUACAAACUAAAAAUUCCUAAUCUAAAAUUUUAGUGGAUUUAAGUAUUGUUGUAAUAUAAUUUCUGGAUUUAAGAACAUCAAAAAAUAAACUUAAAAUAACUUUAAGAAAAUAAAAAAAAUGUUUAUUAUUUUUUAAAUAUAAUAUCUAAUUGUUAAGAAAGAGACAUUUAUAGUGUGAUUUGCUUUAUGUAGGAAUUGAUAGACUCAUAGCAUAUUAAUCCUUCUUAAACACUAAAAGAAUUUUGUUAUUCUGCUACAUAGUCAACUUAUUAGCUAUCUUAUUGCUAAAGAUUUAUGACAUAUUUAUAGAUAGAAUUAUUUUCAUAUUAAUAGAUCAAACUCAAUAAUUAAAUCCAAAAUAUUAGCUUGGCUGAUCAAAUAGUCAAAAAAUUUGUGUCAGUUUAUCUAAAAUAUUAAACUAAUAUUUAGUUUGAUUUAUAGCAAGAUUUUAAAAAUUCUUUUAGCCAAAUUAGCUAGAAGUUAAAUCUAGAUUUAUAGCUUGAAUAUAGUUUAUCAGAUUAUAUAACCCCUUCAUUCACAAUUUUCUUAAAAGACAUAUCUAACGAAGCUUAGUAAAUCCAAAUAAAUGAGGCUAUUCGAAAAAGAGAAUAGCUAGACGAGGAAUACUUUGAAAAGUUCAUUCAAAUGGAAAGUUAAUUUUUUAAAGAUAAUCAAAUGAAUGAUUGGAGGGAAGUUUAUAUCAGCUACUUAUUCAAAAACAAAAAAUUAUUUUUAAAUAUCCAAAAUAUGAUGAAAUCAUAAAAUACUAAUUAAAAAGUUUAGUCAUUAAUCUACUCAAUCUUGAUAAUAUACAUAAAUCAUCACCCAGAUAAAGAGAGAUUGUUAAAAUUUUUAGACUCAUUAGUACAAGAUUAAGAACUAAAACCCAUAAUAUCGAAUAGAACAGCUUUGGAUCCAAAAAUAUUUAAAAAACUAUUAUAAGAAUUUGAUUAAAAUGAUUAAGAUUUUGCAAAAAUGUAGUUUGAGAGAUAAUUUGAGAUUAUUUACAGAUAUAGAUUUAAAUACACCGAUGAAGAAAAAGCAAGAAACAUAUAUCAAUAGGUUAUGGAAAAGCUAAAUAAUUAAAAAAAUUGAAUAUUCUAUGAAAUGUAAUUUGAACAAAAAUUAAUUUCUAUUGUUUGUUUAUUAAUUAAUUAGUCAGUAAAUACAAAUUUUUUACUUUUAUAAAUUUAUAUAAAAUUACAUGUUUGUUUUUAAAAAUUAAAUUUUCAAUACUCU